This is a messenger RNA of Mytilus californianus (California mussel), 825 nucleotides long. RefSeq names its product acanthoscurrin-2-like. Bases 66 to 539 code for a protein of 157 amino acids. The transcript is spliced from 4 exons. The record is from RefSeq and is a predicted model, not a curated record. Lineage: Eukaryota; Metazoa; Mollusca; Bivalvia; Mytilida; Mytilidae.
UUAGAAUAUUCAGAAUUAAGGACUCCUACCAUAUAAUCAAGUUGAUUCAAAGUAUACAGACAACAAUGAAACCAGCAUAUUUCCUUGGACUAUUUUUAUUAGCGAUAUUGAUAACACCAAUUCGUGCUCCUCUCCCUGCAUUGUUACCUCUUGUGGCAAUGUUUGGAGCUGGAUCUUUACUUGGACCAAAGCUUAUGGGUAAUUCAUUUUUCGGAGGAAAAAGCGAUCCACAAACAACUUACAUUCAACUUCCACAACAAUCAUCAAGUAGCUAUGACAGUUAUGGUGGAUAUCCUGCAUACGGUGGAAUGCCAAGUUAUGGAAUGGGAGCAAUGGGUGGAAUGAGUGGAAUGGGUGGAAUGCCAAGUUAUGGAAUGGGAGGAAUCAGUGGAAUGGGUGGUGGUUACAUGCAACAAGGAGGAGGAGGAGGAAGUGUAGGAGGAGGCUUCGGAGGUGGACAAUAUGAUUUUGCCGGAAAACGUAAAAGGCGAUCAUUAAGACGAAGACGAUCAGUAAAUAUGCUUCGACCAUUGGUUUAAGUGGAUCGCAGACAAUGAAACAUUGACCAACAAGAUCGGAGAAAUCUAGUAAUUAAUAAUAAAAAUGUAAAGGCUUUAACUGUUGUACAGUGAAUGCGACUUCUUCGGAAAUACGCUGAAUAUGUAAACAUGGUAUAUCUUACUGACGUGGCUUUCCCAGCCGGUUUGGGAAGAGGUUUGUCUUACUUCACAAACAUAUAGUGCUUUUAGUAAGACAAUGAGUGCAGAUAUCGAACGGGUACACACAGAAUUAUUUUUUACUUGUAAAUAAAUAUACGUUUUUUUA